AGGUUCCUCCCUGCGCCCCGCCCCGGCUCCUCCGCGCGGCCCUCCCGCCUCCCGAGCUCGGCCCCGACAGACCGGCGGACGGAGCGCGGAGGAGGGGACCAGCGGGCGGCCAGGCGCAGGGCCACGAGGAGCAGGUGCGGGCCAGGCACUAAGCCCUGGACUCGGGCCACGCUGAGGUCUGCCCUUUCACCGCCAGCCACCGUCGAGGACACCAUGAGCCAAGCGGGGUCUGUGAGCUGUUGUCCGGGUGCUGCCAAUGGCAGCCUGGGCCGGUCCGACGGUGUGGCCAAGAUGAGUGCCAAGGACCUGUUUGCGCAGAGGAAGAAGUACUCCAACUCCAAUGUCAUCAUGCACGAGACCUCCCAGUACCAUGUCCAGCACUUGGCCACCUUCAUCAUGGACAAGAGUGAGGCCAUCGCGUCGGUGGACGACGCCAUCCGGAAGCUGGUGCAUCUGAGCUCCAAGGAGAAGAUCUGGACACAGGAGAUGCUGCUGCAGGUCAAUGACCAGUCGCUGCGGCUGCUGGACGUGGAGUCCCAGGAGGAGCUGGAGAACUUCCCGCUGCCGACAGUGCGGCACAGCCAGACGGUGCUGAACCAGCUGCGCUACCCGUCCGUGCUGCUGCUCGUGUGCCAGGACUCGGACCAGAGCAGGCCCGAUGUCCACUUCUUCCACUGCGACCAGGUGGAGGCAGAGCUGGUGCACGAGGACAUCGAGAGCGCGCUGGCCGACUGCCGGCUGGGAAAGAAGAUGCGGCCGCAGACCCUGAAGGGCCACCAGGAGAAGAUUCGGCAGCGGCUGUCGGUCCUGCCUCCCCCCCAGGGCCCGGCCCCCAUCCCCUUCCAGCGCCACGGCGGGGACACCCCUUCCACAAAGAACCGAGUGGGCCUGCCGGUGCCGCUCAGCGAGCCAGGCAUCCGCCGCCGGGAGUCGCUGGAGGAGGAGCCCCGCGCCCUGCUGGCCCAGAAGAUCGAGAAGGAGACGCAAAUCCUCAACUGCGCCCUGGAUGACAUAGAGUGGUUCGUGGCGCGGCUGCAGAAGGCGGCUGAGGCGUUCAAGCAGCUGAACCAGCGCAAGAAGGGAAAGAAGAAGGGGAAGAAGGGGCCGGCAGAGGGCGUGCUCACGCUGCGGGCGCGGCCCCCCUCCGAGGCAGAGUUUGUUGACUGCUUCCAGAAGAUCAAGCUGGCCAUCAACCUACUGGCCAAGCUGCAGAAGCACAUCCAGAACCCCAGCGCAGCGGAGCUGGUGCACUUCCUCUUCGGACCUCUGGACCUGAUUGUCAGCACGUGUGGCGGCCCGGACAUUGCUCGCUCCGUCUCCAGCCCCCUGCUCUCCCGAGACACUGUGGGCUUCCUGCGCGGCCACCUGGUCCCCAAGGAGAUGGCGCUGUGGGAGUCCCUAGGGGAAACCUGGACACGCCCCCGCUCCGAGUGGCCCCGGGAGCCGCAGGUGCGGCCCUACGUGCCCAAGUUCCACAGCGGCUGGGAGCCGCCCCUGGACGUGCUGCAGGAAGCCCCCUGGGAGGUGGAGGGGCUGGCGCCCGCCCCCGCUGACGAGCCAGCUCCAGGGGGCCGACCGUCCUUUCGCAACGCCCCGAAGCACGGCCCCGUCUCUGAGCCCGCACCCCAGGGAGACGUCCUCCCCCCGGUCAGCUCCCUGCAAGCUCACAGGGGCUACGAGCCCGUGCAGACCAUGGCCAGGUACGUCCAGGUCCUCUAUGACUUCACGGCGCGCAACGCCAACGAGCUGUCGGUGCUCAAGGACGAGGUCCUGGAGGUGCUGGAAGAUGGUCACCAGUGGUGGAAGCUGCGAAAUCGCAGCGGCCAGGCAGGCUACGUGCCCAGCAAUAUCCUGAUCCGGCUGGAGGAGGUCCCCGCUGAGCAGGCCAGUCUGAAAUACUGGGGUCCUGCCAGCCCAACCCACAAGCUGCCCCCAGGCUUCGCCGGCAACAAAGACGAGCUGAUCCACCACAUGGACGAGGUCAACGACGAGCUCCUCAAGAAGAUCAGCCACAUCAAGACGCAGCCGCAGCGGCACUUCCGCGUGGAGCGCAGCCAGCCCGUGCACCUGCCGCUCACCUACGAGUCCGGCCCCCGCGAGGUCCGCGCCUGGCUGGAAGCCAAGGCCUUCAGCCCCCGGAUCGUGGAGCAUCUGGGCAUCCUGACGGGGCCCCAGCUCUUCUCGCUCAACAAAGACGAGCUGAGGAAGGUGUGCGGGGAGGAGGGCGCCCGCGUGUACAGCCAGCUCACCGUGCAGAAGGCCGUCCUGGAGAAGCAGCACAGUGGGUCGGAGCUGGAGGAGGUCAUGAGCAAGUUCCACUCCAAGACGCAGCGGCGGGCGGAGGAGGACAGCUAGGCCUGCGGCAGGGCCCGCCCCGUGGCACCGGGCGUUCCUUUGGCACGUGUGUGUGCGCGCGUCACCCACCACGGACGCUGACCGAGCAUGGUGCCGGCUGGGGGCCGCUCGCCCGCCUCACGGCGCGUGGGGCCGGUCCUCAGGCUCGGCAGUGCCCCCCUCGCCCCCCAGCCUGCCCGAGGCCCACCUCAGCCAAACUUGCCACCUGGAGGUGCCAGCCCCUAGUCCGCCUGCCCCCUGAGGCCCGGAGCUGUGCCUGUCCCAGACCCAGCCCGUCCCCACCCCUCUCCCGAGGCCGCAGAACCCUCGGGAGGGGCAGGGCCCUUUCCCCCGCCGCCUCCACGCUCACAAGGGUUCCUCCUGGCGCAUGUGACUGGCCCUGUCCCCGCUCACUGCCACAUCCACCUGCAGCCGCUACACUCAGUCCUGCGGACACACGGUGCCAGAAGGGCAGCAGGCCUCAGCCUCAGGCCACCCUUGCUCGGAGCUGGCCGGCUGGAGACCCUCGACUCCGCAGUGUAGCCCUCGGUACCCACAGCCCCCGGCUCCCCAGGGCGGCCGGGCGGGGUGUGCAGGGGCUGCAUUCUCUUCCCCUUCGAGGACGGCCCUCCCCCAUCCCUGCCCCACCCCCUCCAGAGCCCAGAAGGGAAUGUUCUCUGGCCGAGUCCCCAGCCAGCCUCACCUGAUGUGCUGUGUGGGUUGGGGGGGCGAGUCUCAGGGCCCCAGACUCUGUGGGUUGCACCCCAGAGAUGAGCGGGGACGAGGCUCAGAGUCCAUGUCAUUAAACCCAGUAAGCCUC
Molecule: messenger RNA, 3154 nt
Organism: Phacochoerus africanus (Common warthog)
Lineage: Eukaryota; Metazoa; Chordata; Mammalia; Artiodactyla; Suidae
Gene: EPS8L2
Product: EPS8 like 2
Exons: 21
Coding region: 214-2355 (713 amino acids)
Biological process (GO): regulation of Rho protein signal transduction; Rho protein signal transduction; positive regulation of ruffle assembly
Cellular component (GO): ruffle membrane; plasma membrane; vesicle
Molecular function (GO): actin binding
Source: RefSeq, a predicted model, not a curated record